This is a messenger RNA of Strongyloides ratti, 3672 nucleotides long. RefSeq names its product Probable phospholipid-transporting ATPase VA. Gene Ontology annotation, biological process: phospholipid translocation. The record is from RefSeq and is a predicted model, not a curated record. Gene Ontology annotation, cellular component: plasma membrane. Gene Ontology annotation, molecular function: ATP hydrolysis activity; ATP binding; magnesium ion binding. Bases 1 to 3672 code for a protein of 1223 amino acids. Lineage: Eukaryota; Metazoa; Nematoda; Chromadorea; Rhabditida; Strongyloididae. The transcript is spliced from 4 exons.
AUGUCUAAUGAAGAUGUAAUAAGUAUUACACCUUCAACAAAAUGGGUUCCAAAAAAUCCACCAAUUAUUCAUACAUUUUUAAAUAUUUGUUCUGGAAUAAAAAAAAUAUUCUUCCCAGAUUCUAUUGUUUAUGAUAAAUCGCAACGUGAAAUAAUACCAAAUUAUUUAUAUGCUGAUACUCCAAGAUAUGAUUUGAUUAAUAAUAAAAAGUAUAAUAGUAAUAAAAUAUCAACAACAAAAUAUCCUUCAUUAAUAUUAUUUCCAAUACAAAAUUUUUUACUUCAAUUAAAAGUUUAUGCAAAUAUAUAUUUUUUAUUUGUUGCUACUUUAAAUACAAUACCAUUUUUGGAAGCAUAUAGUGGUUGGAAAGCAUUUUUACCUAUUGGUAUUAUAAUGAUAUUUAAAUCAAUUAAAGAUUUUUUUGAAGAUUAUAGAAGAAGAAAAAAUGAUAAAAAUAUAAAUAAAUCAUUAGUUUAUGUUUUUGAUGCAUCAAAAAAAAGAUUUCGUAAGAUGGAUUGGGAAAAUGUAUUGGUUGGUGAUUUUGUUCAUUUAAGUAUAAAUGAAACAAUACCAGCUGAUAUAUUAUUAAUGAGAUGUUCUGAUAUUGAUGGUACUGUUUAUGUUGAAACAUCAAAUUUAGAUGGUGAAAGUAAUUUAAAAGAAAAAAAAGUAUUAAAAUCAUGUAUUGAAUAUUGUUGUGAAACUGAACAAGAAUUUAAUCCAACAUUUUUAAAUUUAUCAAUAUUUUGUUCACAACCAGAUAAAGAUUUUGAUAAAUUUAAUGGAAAAGUUAUAUAUUCACAAAAUAAAUAUGAUAUUAUUAAUAAAGAUAAUAUUAUUUAUCGUGGAUGUCAAAUAAAAAAUACAACAUUUAUUGAAGGAAUUGUUUUAUAUACAGGAAAAGAUACAAAAGCAUUAUUAAAUAAUGGAUAUGUAAGACAUAAAACAAGUAGUUUAGAUAAAUCAACUAAUAAAUAUACAUUAAUAUGUAUAGGAUUACUUUUUUUAAUAUGUACAUUUGAAACAAUAUUUUCAAUAAUAUUUCAAUCAGUAUAUUCAAGAAAACAACAACCUGGUUUAGAUAUACCAUUUGUUCUUGAAUAUAAUAGAACAAUUAUUAUUAAAAUUAUUCUUACAAUAUUUGGUUUUAUACUUGAUUAUCAAACAUUAGUACCACUUUCAUUAUAUAUAUCAAUUGAAUUUAUUAAAGUUGCAUUAUCAUAUUUUAUGACAAGAGAUAUAAAUUUAUAUCAUGAAGAAAGUGAUAAAACAAUAGAAGUAAAAACAUUAAAUAUACCAGAAGAAUUAGGACAAAUAAAAUUUAUUUUAUCAGAUAAAACAGGAACACUUACUGAAAAUAAAAUGGUUUUUCGUGGUUGUCAUAUUAAUGGUAUAGAUUAUUCAAAAGAUUGUGAACAAAUUUAUAUAAAUCCAUUAGAUAAAGAUACAGAAGUUUAUAGAAGUAAAAAAUUAAUUAAAGAAUUAAGUGAAGGAAUACAUGAUGAAAAUAGUUCUGUUUAUCAUUUUAUUAUAAAUAUGGCUAUAUGUAAUACUGUUGUUGUAACAAAAAAAAGAGAAGAUACUAUUGAAAGAGGUUUUGUUCAAGGGAAUACAUUACAAGUAGCAAAUGCUGUUUUUUAUGAUCAUACAGGUGAUACAAAUAGUAGAAGAAAUGAUGAUGUAAUUGUUGAAUUAUCAUCAACAACACAAUCAAGUGAAGAUCAAGAAACAAGUAGUAUUAGUUCAUUUUCAGAUAAAAUACGAACAUCAAUAAGAAUAUUUUCUAGAAAAGUUAGUAAAAAUAUUAAACAUAAUAGAAAAAAGUUAAGAUAUGUUAUAAAAGGUAUUCUUGAAAAUGAUUCAAAAAAUAAAAUGAUAAUAAAUAGAAAAGAUGAUGUAUAUGAAAGUGAAAGUCCAGAUGAAUUAUGUCUUGUUAAAGGUGCUAAAGUAUUAGGUUUUACAAUGCUUAAACGUCAUCAUAAUAGCAUUGAUUUAUCAAUAAAUGGUUAUGGAUACUUAAAUAUAAAUAUAACAAAAAUUUUAAAAUUUGAUUCUAAUAGAAAACGUAUGUCUGUUAUAUCAAUUCAAAAAGGUAAAAUAUAUAUCUAUUCAAAAGGUGCUGAUGAUGCAAUUAUGAAUAAUUUAGAUAAAUCAUUUUCAUCAUCAGAAUAUGGUAAAAAAAUUAUAAAAUCAUCAAAAAAAGCAUUAAAAGAAUUUUCAAGUAGUGGAAGAAGAACAUUAUGUUUAGCUUAUCGUAUUAUAACAUUUGAUGAAUUAAAUAAAUUUAUUGAUACUAUUGAUAAUAUUGAAUAUAAUAAUGAUAUAAAUCAUGAAGAACAAUUAAAUUUAGCUUAUAAUGAAUUAGAAAAAGAUUUUAUAUUACUUGGUGUUGUAUCAAUUGAAGAUCGUUUACAAGAUGGUGUACCAGAAACAAUUAUUUCAUUAAGAAAAGCAGGAAUACAUAUAUGGGUAUUGACAGGUGACAAAUAUGAAACAGCAUUAAAUGUUGCAAGAAGUUGUUCAUUAUUUGAUGUUAAUACAAAACAAGUUAAAAUAAAUUGUUUAGAAGAUUUAGAAAAAAUACCAAUGAGAAUACCAUAUCAAUAUAAUGCUGUUCUUUCAUCAAGUGGUGUUAAAUUAUUAAAAGAUAAUGAUGAAAAUGUUAUAAGAAUAUUGAAAAAUGCUUCAUCUGUUUUAUGUUAUAGAAUGACACCUAAUGAUAAAGCUAUAGUGGCACAAACUGUUAUAAAAGAAUUUAAAUCAAAAGUUUUAGCAAUUGGUGAUGGAGCAAAUGAUGUACCAAUGAUAAUAAGUGCUAAUAUUGGUGUUGGUUUAGGAGGACAAGAAGGUAUGCAAGCUGUUAUGUCAGCUGAUUAUUCAUUAGGAAGAUUUAAAUUUCUUCAAACUUUAUUAUUAAUUCAUGGACAUUGGUGUUAUUAUCGAAUAACAGAAUCAUUAUUAUAUUUAUUUUAUAAAAAUUUUGUAUAUUGUUUUACAUUAUUUUGGUACAAUUUUUAUAAUGGUGUUAGUACAAUGUGUCCAUAUGAUCCAUACUAUUCAAUGUUAUAUCCAAUUAUUUUUUCAGGACUUCAACCAUUAAUGUAUGGAAUAUUAGAUCAAAAUUAUUCACCUAAACAAUUAUUUAAUAAUCCUGAAUUAUACAAAACAAAUUUAGAAAAUGAUUUAUAUAGUGUUAGAUUAUUUAUAUUAAAUAUUCUUGAUGCAUUGUGGCAAAGUUUGGCAAUAUUUUUUUGUACAUAUCUUGCAUAUAAUGAUACUACAAUUGAUAUGUGGUCAUUUGGAUAUUGUUUAUUAACAUCAAUAUUUAUGGUUAAUACACUUCAUCUUUGUUUAUUAACUAAAAAUUGGACAUGGAUAUUAUUUUUUUGUAAUGUUAUAUUUUUUUUUGUUCAUGUAUUAUAUUUUGUUUUAUAUACAAUAUUUAUAUCAGCAUCAAUGGGAAUUACAGAUACACCUGUAUAUGUUGGUGUAUAUAAUACAAUAUCGUUUGUUUUUUGGGCUGUUGUAUUAUUGUCAACAAUUAUUGCUUUAAUACCACGUUUUUAUAUUAAAUUAAUUGUUAAAAGAUAUCCUGUUUUAUUACUUACUGAUAAGGAUAUAAAGAAUAUACGAACGAGGCUAUCAAAAUUUUUUGCUCAAUUUAAACGUUAA